Messenger RNA from Camellia sinensis, 2024 nucleotides. The record is from RefSeq and is a predicted model, not a curated record. Lineage: Eukaryota; Viridiplantae; Streptophyta; Magnoliopsida; Ericales; Theaceae.
ACUUGUCUGAAAUGUUUGACGAAGAUUUGUGUGUUGAUGAGCUUAAAAUUAUUGCCGAGGAAGAGUUGGUAAACAAGGCUUUUGAGGAGGCAUUUAAGACUGGAAAUUCUUCAGAAGUUUCAGAAGAGCAAUCUAAUGCGGGAUAUGAAGAAAUGUUGCAGAGCUUCUUAUUUAGAAUAUUGGGAAUGGCCUAAUAGGUGGUCUUUUUGAAGAUUGUUCUUGGAGCAUUUGAAAAGGAGUAACAGAAGGUCUUUUGAAGGUUUUGAGUUGCCAAAUCACAAAUUAGAGCACUUGUUUGGCAAGGGGAGGGUUUUCUUUUUCCACUGAUUUAUAUCUUGAUUUUUGCUCUUAGCAAGGAUGCAGCUUACAUAAAAUUCAUUAAAUAUAUAUGUGCUUAUGUCUUCUCUUAGUGUCUGUGUACAGUUGUCGUCAACAUAACCUUUGCGGAUAAUUUUGUUUUAGAAUGAUGUAACAUGAGUGUAAAUGCUUUUAUGCUUUGAAAUUUAUCCCGUUUUGAUAUUAAUUCUCAGUAGAAAAGAUGAUGGUAGAAUAUCUAGCUGUGGACAUGCGGGUUUAGAAGGUUCAGGAAUGUUAGAAGAUGCUUCAGCUUCAUUCAAGUCCUUGAAUGGGUUUCCUCAAAGAACUGGUGAUAAUGGAAAACUGAGUGGAAACAUAUCAAAAAAGAGGAAGAUGAGGGGGCGUAUCAUUAAUCAGCAGAAUCAUACUUCAAAAGAAAGUUAUAUCAGAAAGGUGGAACAACUUGCAAAGAUUAAACAAAAACAAGAUGAAGACAAAGCAGCAGCAAGACUGCACUCAUUCAAGGGUAAUUGCAGGAUUAUUGAAUGUGCGACCUUGUCCUCUGAUGGAUCUGAGAGGAUGAAAGCCCUCAAGUCGUUAAGUUCUACAACAAAGGUCAGGUCAUCAAACAUUCAUGAUCAUGUACCAGUGCUACACCCAGAAACUGUUCUUUGUGUUGAAGUUUACCAUAACAAACGAACAUGGGCAAAGACCCAAGAAUUCUUGGUCUUAGGAUGUCAACCUUUGACUGAACUGAGAGACAGCAUAUAUUGCUUGACAGAUAAGGUUAUGGAAAAGGCAGAGCAACAUGAUCCUUCUGGAUAUUUCCUCAUAGAGGAUGUGUUUUGUAAUGAUUUGAGGGUUCCUUCUGCUAUCGACUACAGUGAACCUGUAUUUGAUUGGUUCAGAAAAUCCGAAGCUGAAGUCCUUGAAAAAUGGGAGUGCAUCAUAUCUGGUGAAAUGCAACAGAAGCAAAAAGCCCUUUUAGGCAGUGCAUCAAGCUCACACUUGCCUCGCUUCAAAGCUGUUGACAUGCACAAGACACGUUUUUCUGAUUUACGAUUUCGACUUGGUGCUGGCUAUCUGUAUUGUCACCAGGGAGAUUGCAAGCAUGUAAUUGUAGUUAGAGAUAUGAGGUUAAUUCAUCCAGAAGAUGUGCAGAACCGAGCAGCUUAUCCAAUUACCACAUUUCAAUUAAAAUUACGUUACCGGAAAUGCUCUGUUUGUAAGAUUUACAGAGCAGAAAAGGUAACGGUUGAUGAUAAGUGGGCUCCGGACAAUCCUUGCUAUUUUUGCAAGUAUUGCUACUACAUGCUUCACUAUGAUGAAAAUGGAUCUCUGCUAUAUGAUGAGUUCUCAGUGUACGACUAUCAUCAUGAAUAAUUGUUGAUGUCAUCAGCAGAGGAAUUCAGUGCCAAGCCUCAAUUAAUUUUUGUUGUUGAAUGAUAAAGAUGGUUGGGUUCCGGUAGUUGUUGCAAAUUCUGCCAUUGGUAUUGGUAUGAAGGCUACAAAUCGUUUAAUUAUACUCCAUUGACCUGUCAUAUCAAUGGUGGUGGUUGGGAGAGGGUAGCUCUUUUUCAUUUUUUAUUUUUUUUCUUCUUUGCUCUUUUGGUGUCAAACAAUCAAUCCUCCAAAGCUUUUUAAGGUUGGGUUUGGUGAUUCUAUUUAUACCACACAUUUGAUUUAGGACGAAUUACAUUAAUAGUGUGAGUUUGAGAUUCGUGUCA